UCUCAACCUAUGAAUAAAGACAAUACUGAAAUCCUGGAGUUAGUUCAACCCAAGAUCUAGGAGACCUUAGUUAGGUUAAGUUCAUAAUAAUCUCAUAAGUGCACUACUAACUAUAUUACUUGAACCCUUCGCAAGGAAACCUUUGGUGCUUGAGUUUAAUUUAAAUUGAAACUUGUGAACUGAGUGACAAGCUAUACUACGAAUUUUUCUUACCCUUCGGGUCCCUAAUUAUACUAACGAAACCCAAGCACCAUGAUUUAACAAAUUUUUUGCUUUUUACAAGGAAGAAGCACUUAUAUCUUUCUAAAACUUCUUCCUUAUUUUUCCUCAUUGUCUUUGGAUGUACUUUCUGAUGAAGAGAUGAAAAGAAGAAGAGGAACCUUGAUUUAAUUAGCAAUCUCCCACAUCUUUUCAUUCAGUAACAUCUUAUGAGACUCUUUUGUUCAAAUUUUGGAAUUUAAAAACUAAAAUACUAAUAAAUUCAGAUCUUAGAUGUAUAUCUUGAACUUUAUGAAACCCUAAAAAAUAUCUAACAUAUAGAAGAGAGGGAACUGUCUUGAAAACAGAAAAUAAAAUUCACAAAAUAUUUGGAAAAGAUUACUUUUUUAAUAGUUUUUCAGAAGAAUUAGAGCAUUACAAUAUUCAUGAUUCAGCUACAGAAGAUACUUUUCCUCAAGAUAGACCUAUAAAAUUUAUGAGGCAGGAAACACUAGCUUUUGUUAAGAAACUUAAUUUUUUCGUAUCGUUUAUUGUUGAGAAUUUUGAAUUAUUUUUUGUAAACACUAAGAAUAAAAAAAUUGCAAAUUGCAUCAAACGUUCAUUCCCAGAGAAGAUGGCAGCUUUAACAGUUUACUCUGGCUCAUAUAUUCCUCAAAUAACCUCUCCUGUUUUCAAUACAAUCAUGAGGAUUAACUAUAAAGUAUUUAAGCUAAUUAUUAUUAGUAAAUUCAGAAUCAAUGCUCACCAGUUUAAGAGAAUCAUGGCUUCAUAUAAGAACAUUUCUGAAAUAAAAUUCGCUGGUUGCAAAAUCUUAGUCCCUACAGUCUUUGACCUUUCUAAAUCAAUGAGGAAUACCAAGAUCAACCACCUUGAAUUUGUAUUUUGAGGAAAUCCUGUAUUUUCUGAUUGGAAGGACAAUCCUUAAAAAUUUAUCACCCUAAUUCAAUGACUAGCCACUUCUCCAGAUUUUAAGCUGAGCAUCAAAACAAUAAAAGUUGUGUACUGUGGUAUUGGAAGAAAAACAUUAAGACAAAUUCUUGAUGAAAAUGGAUUCAAUGAUGUUAAAUUGUAAUAACGAAUUGGCACACACCCUUACACUUUCAUCCUCUCAUAAAAUACUCACAAAUGGGUAAGUUUAGAAUUUUAAAUUUUACUAUC
Messenger RNA from Moneuplotes crassus, 1377 nucleotides. NCBI's taxonomy places the organism in Eukaryota, Ciliophora, Spirotrichea, Euplotida, Euplotidae. The record is from the annotation of a GenBank genome assembly.